Paramecium sonneborni is the source of this 1940-nucleotide messenger RNA. NCBI's taxonomy places the organism in Eukaryota, Ciliophora, Oligohymenophorea, Peniculida, Parameciidae. The record is from the annotation of a GenBank genome assembly.
AUGUAAGACACCAUAUCAUCUAUUUUGAAAACUGAACCAGAUUCUCUCAAAGAUGUUCCUUAAAGUAAGUUUAAGCAUAACUAUCUGUUAACAAAUUAAAGAUUUUUAAACACAAAAAAGUUAACAUACUCUAACAAAAAAAUAGUUAUUUCUAAUCAAAAAGAAACUUGGAAACAAAUGUUUGGCAAUUUCCUUCAUGAUAUUAAUCUAAAAUAAAAGAAGGAUCAAAUCUCCCAAGAUUUUAAAUAGGUAAUCAUAUUUUUAUUAUAGAUUUAGCAUCUUUAAGAUCCACUGGUUAAUGAAGUUCCCAUAUAGCUUACUUGUUCAAAUAAACAAUUCAAACUCUAGUUCUAUAAAUAUUUAGAAGGAGAAUAAUCAAUUAAUGAAUUGUUAAAGGCAAUAAGCUUUCCUCACUUAGAAGCAGUAAGUAAAUUAUUAAAGUUUUAGAUAUAAAUAGAGGAUCAAAAAAAAUAAAAGAGAAAACUAUCCAUAGUAUAAACAAUUAAGAAAUAUAGAGUUAGUGAUUUAUUUAAUAAGGGUGAUAAGACACCAUUAUUAGAUAUAGCAAGUUCGACAAAGCAAUUAAAGGCAUAAUAAGUACGAUUAGUUGGUUAAAGGAGAAUUACAGAAGCUGGAAAGAUUUUAGAAUUAUUUAAAAUGAAAAUAAAUAGAAAAGUCUAAGUUUUGAAAGAUUUUAUUUAGCAAAGAGUACUGAUUAUAAUUUAUUAAAGAUUGAUUUGAGAAAAUAAUUAAAUAAAGAAUAAAGAGAAGAGGAAAUAAGAAAUAUUCAUUUUAUUAAAACAUUUUUUGAUAUAACUAAUGAUUAUAAUUAGCAUAUCUAAGAAUAAUAAGAAUAAUUAUAAGAUGAUGCUUAAUAUUAUAAAAAAUUAGUACCUUGUUAAAAAAAGUUAAAAUAACUUUUAGUUAGGUAUGAUAAUGUAUAACCAAUCAUAUAACAUUAAGAAAAGAAUUUUGAUAAAUUUGAUUAUCCAUCUUUAGGAAUGCUUAAAAAUUAAAUGAAUUAAUAUUCUAAAGAUUAUUUAGUUGAACUAGAAUAAUAAAAAUAAAUUUAAUUCAAAACUGCAUUAAAUUAAGUUAGAAAAUUAUUAGAAUAAUAAAAUAUCAAGUUUUAAUCUGAAUUACGAAAGUCUUAAAUUAAAAGUAAUAAAAAUUCAAAAUCUUAAUCUCCAUUAACUCUUAAUAAAUAAGAUUCAAUUAAUUAAAAUAAUAUUAGUUCUUUAGGUGACUGUCCAUUAGAUGUAAUUGUUGCAAGUCCAAAAAGAUUUAUUCAUAAAUAUAAAUCUUUUUCUUAAAAAAAAAACUCUAUUACAGAUCCGAGAAUGAGAAAAGAUUACGUUAUUACAAAAAAACCUUUUUAUCUUUUUACUAAAUAAGCUGUUGGAAAUAAAAGUUAAAAAAAUACGAAAGGAUUAAUUACUAAUUUUGAUGUAAAACUAUAUGAUUAUAUACAUAAUAGAAAUAUUUACACAUUAAAUAAAAAGUAUUAAAUUAUUUAUUGUUUAUAGAACCUAAGAAAUUACUGAAAAAUUUCAUACAAUGAUCGAAAGUUAAAAAGAAUAAUAAUUGAAUGAUCAACUUGAUACUUAACUUAAUUAAUUAAGAAAAAGAAGAUUAAAAUUUCGUUAAAAUGGAUUUUAAGAGACAUAAAGAAGAAUUAAAACAGAGAAGUAGGCAGAUGAAAUAUCUGAUGAUUAAUCAUUAUAAUCAAUUUAUGAAGUGAAUCUUGAUGUUUAUUAUGAUUAAUCAAAUUAAUUAAACAAAAAACUAAGAGAAUAAGAUGAAGUUGGAUUUGCAAAGAGAAUUAAAUAAUUAAUAAAGUUAGAAGAAGUAAAUACGUAUUAAAUAAUAUUUAAAUUAGAUUAUGUUUAAAAACUAAUAUGUUGAAGUUAAAUAAAUCUUAAAAUUCUCUUAAAAAAUGA